AUGGCUUCGUUGCCAUUUUCAAUUGACAAUAUACUGAGUCCAGAGUUUGCUACAAGUUCCAUAAAGUUGUCGCUGUGGAAUGGUACAUCGCCGAGUUCGUCAUGGGAGAAGACGCCGUCAUGGAAUGAUGAAAAAAAACGUUCGUUUCAGUGUCAAGAAUGUGGCAAGAUAUUUAAUGCUCAUUACAAUUUGACCCGUCAUAUGCCUGUUCAUACCGGUGUUCGACCUUUUGUCUGUAAGAUUUGUGGUAAAGCUUUUCGACAGGCUUCAACGUUAUGCCGUCAUAAAAUAAUUCAUACUGAACAAAAACCUCAUACGUGUUCAACUUGUGGUAAAUGCUUUAAUCGAUCCUCAACAUUAAACACACAUAUCCGGAUUCAUUUAGCUCAAAUUCCAAUCACUUUUUGCAUUCUUACCGCAGUCUGUUUCCCAACUAAUCACCUACUGAGUUUUCGCCUUUUUUGGGGAAGAGGGGAAGGCUGUAUUAUCUUUGAUAACGUUAAUGAUUAG
This is a messenger RNA of Enterobius vermicularis (human pinworm), 510 nucleotides long. NCBI's taxonomy places the organism in Eukaryota, Metazoa, Nematoda, Chromadorea, Rhabditida, Oxyuridae. The record is from the annotation of a GenBank genome assembly.